UGGUUGUGAUCGCUUUGCCGGUUGUUUAUUUCCUCUUCUAGCGGUGUUCCAAAGAGUAAAUUCAAACUGUGCUUGGUUUUACGAUAGAAUUUGAUUUCCUUGUUUGAAACUGUGAAGACCGGUUCGUAUUUUUCGAAUCGAAUUUUUAUAUAAGGCUUUAGGUGCACUGCCGCCAAGUUCAUUCACCGGCUCUCGCAGAAGUAUGGAUACAUCUCUUACCAUAACUGAAAGUGGAGCUGUGAUAAGUGAUUUCGAUUCUCAUUACGGUAAUACCAAAAGGAAACCCAAAACGAGAAACCGUUCCAAGACAGUUCCCUGCAGAGUACGCAUGCUGGAUGGAACAGAUUUUGAAUGUGAUCUGGACAGAAGAGCCAAAGGUGCUGAUCUGGCAAAGUUAAUAGCAGAUCAACUCAAUCUUCUGGAAAAGGAUUACUUUGGUCUUACUUUUCUGGAUCAAGAUGGAAAUAGGAACUGGCUGAAUUAUGAAAAGAGAAUAAGCUCGCAAAUCAGAGCUUCAAGGAAUGCAAAAGAUGGUCCAUGGGAAUUUGGAUUUGAAGUGAAGUUCUAUCCACCAGAUCCUUCUCAAUUGCAAGAAGAUAUAACUAGGUAUCAGUUAUGCUUGCAAAUUUGCAAUGAUGUUCUUUCAGAAAAGCUUCCUUGCUCUUUUGUAACAUAUGCUCUCCUUGGUUCUUACCUUGUUCAGUCUGAAUUAGGAGAUUAUGAUCCAGAGGAACAUGCAAGCAAUUAUUUGUCAGAUUUUCGUUUUGCUCCAAAUCAAACGCCUGAAUUAGAAGAGAAAGUUGCAGAGCUUCACCGUCAGCACAAAGGUCAAACUCCAGCUGAGGCUGAGCUACAUUAUUUAGAAAAUGCUAAAAAAUUAGCCAUGUAUGGUGUCGAUCUUCAUCAAGCCAAAGAUUCUGAAGGAGUUGAAAUCAUGCUUGGUGUUUGUGCCUCUGGUCUGUUAGUAUAUCGUGAUCGUUUACGGAUCAACCGUUUCGCUUGGCCGAAAAUUUUAAAAAUUUCAUACAAACGUAAUAAUUUUUAUAUCAAGAUACGACCUGGAGAGUUUGAACAGUUUGAGAGUACUAUUGGUUUUAAGCUGCCGAAUCACAGAGCUGCUAAACGACUUUGGAAAGUUUGUGUAGAACAUCAUACAUUUUUCAGGUUGAUGAUGCCUGAACCUCCUCCCAAACCUAAACUUUUCGUUCCUCGUUUUGGGUCCAAGUUUCGAUAUUCUGGUCGAACACAAUACCAAACUCGUAUGGCUAGUGCCCUGAUAGAUCGCCCUCCACCUCACUUUGAACGCUCUAUGAGCAAUAAACGCUUUGCAUCGAGGAGUAUGGAUGGUGGAAUGUCUGCUCUUGGUUAUAGAAAUCGCUCAAUGUCAGAAUCAAGGAACACUGAAAAUAAACGCCAUACGUUAGCAAUUCCCCCUUUUCGCAGCCCUGUUGCUGAAGAUUUCAGACAAGAUAGACAGCAUAUUUCACCAACACAUUUCAUUCAAGCUUAUGAUAACUCUGCAGAGUUUGCUCAGCCAGGGGAAAAUAAGAGACCAGCUGGUGGUGUUGCAGUUUUCCCAAAUUUGGAUAAAUUUCGAGCUAAUCAACAAUCGCCAGUGCCUCCGCUAGUCACCGGAAAUCUUCACGAAACUACAGAUGACAGUAUUAAGAAAAUCUCAGAGGAACCUGGAGAUUUAGAAUCUUAUCAGAAAUUCUGGCCUCGAGACAGAAUUUUAAUAAAAACUAUAGCAACCGAAAUUAAAUCUCGUCCACUUUCAUCAAAUCACUUUCAAGAUGUGUCUGUUUCUAUCGGUAGUGAUGCUGUUACAGACAACAAAUGUUUUAUCAGAAUGAAAACUGAAGCAGAUUCUACAGUGGCAAACAAUGGUUCGAAAUUUAAACGUCAAGAAAACGAUUCUGUUUCUCCAACAGAUGCUAAAAUAAAGGAAACACAAAAUGCUGUUCACUCUUCUGAUGCCUCUUCUGAUGGCAGCCUAGCUGAGUAUGAAAUGGAAAACUCUUUAAAAAAGUCUACUUUGAACAGAAUUCCGGUUGGUGAUCAGACUUCCUUGUCAUCUGCUAAAAGCAUCCGAAAAAUUACCAUAAAAGCAAACUGUUCCGUCCUUGAUGAACCUUUAACUGCCAGUGAUGUCACAGACUAUUCUCAUCCUGCUCACUUUCAGAAACAUGCAAAUGAGGACCAUCUAUUGGAAACAUCUAUAGUUACCCAGCCUUUGGUAUCUGAAUCAACAUCAACAUUUACAACUAUUACUACAACAGAAAGUACAGGGGCAGACCCAUCUUCACCUGAAAAGUGUAUAACUAAGAAAACUAGUACAACCAGUGAACAAAAAACAAUGACACAACAGAUUUCGAAGAGUACUAAGAUUAUUACCAGUCCCAUAGAAGAUAUACAGGUAAAGUCUAAGAAAUUUCUGUAUGCAAAAAAGAGUUUUUCCAGUAUGGAUGCUCCAAUAAUGUAUGUUAAAAUCCAUUAUCAGUAUUUUUAAAUACUGAUUGUCAAACAUUUCAAAUUUUAUUUCUCCAUAAUUGUUUGUUUUAAAUAGUUAUCUUAUAU
Molecule: messenger RNA, 2577 nt
Organism: Stegodyphus dumicola
Lineage: Eukaryota; Metazoa; Arthropoda; Arachnida; Araneae; Eresidae
Product: protein 4.1-like
Biological process (GO): actomyosin structure organization
Cellular component (GO): cytoskeleton; plasma membrane
Molecular function (GO): actin binding; structural molecule activity
Source: RefSeq, a predicted model, not a curated record